AUGGCUCCAGGCUCUCAGAGAUUCUCUCUCACCUUUCUCCAGGGCGUGGGAUCUGUCUUUUUCUUACUUCAGAUCAUCUCUGUUCAGGCUGAUGGGAAAGUGUUUGCACUUGAGUCCAAGAACAACUCUCAGGGCCUGGAUUUAGCCGAAGCUGAGAAAGCUUGUGUUGACCUGAGUGCUCGCUUAGCAACUGCAGAAGAACUGAAAAGGGCUGUUCUGGACUGUUCUUUUGCUGGCUGCACCACAGGAUGGCUCGCCAGUGGCUCUGCUGGGACAAUUAUAUGCAGAAAGACGGGCAGCAAACAGCAGAGCGUGAAAGCCAUUGAUGUUAAAAUUGAAACCGAUCCCUUUGUGAAUGACCAAUAUGAUGCUUUUUGUGUAAAGGAUGAAGACAAGCCCUGUGGGGACCCGCCAUCCUUCCCCCACACCAUCCUGCACGGCCACACUGGCUUUGAAAUGGGGGACGAGCUGCUGUACGUCUGUGCCCCAGGCUACGUCAUGGGCAACAAGGAGACGGCGUUCACGCUGCUCUGCGACAGCUGCGGGGAGUGGUAUGGCCAGGUCCAGGCCUGUGUCAAAGAUGAAACAGAGGCACACAUUGACUAUGAAGAUAACUUUCCCGAUGACAGAUCAAUACCUGUUGCCGAGAAUGACCAUGGCAAUGGCAGAGAGGAAAUUGAGCAGGAGCAAAUACAGCUUUCCUACAGUAAAACUUCAGAGGAAGGAAGAACUGGAAGUACCAAUGGGGUUACUCAGCACACAGACAUUUCUGAAAAAGGAAGCAAGGCACCAACUGAGUCCCCCGUGUCUCUCCUCAGCCAAAAAAACUUGUUUUGGUUUCCAUCAGAAACUUUCAGUGAGCCUGAAUCAGAGAAAGAGACAGACGAUUCCACUAAAGUACAGUUUUCUGAAGGUGAUAACCGCAUUGGUGUGAAGACAGUCUAUGAUGAACCUGGUACUAAAAUGUUUUAUGACAGUGAGGAUUUCCCCAUUGGACCCAUUCUCACAACUAAUGAUACAAAGACAGCGAUGGAUGCAGUUGCCAUCACUGAUGAGUCGUGGUUAGAUGGAUAUCCAGUAACACAAGAGGUGGUAGAGGAUGAUGAAGAGGGUGAUAAAGUUGAUGGUUCGAUGGGAACAGAAGAUGACAUCAUCCUCACAACUGACCAGCCAAAUCACGUGGAGGUAAGAAAAUUGGAAAAUGGCAGCCCAGCUCCAGAGGAAGGUCAGACACAGAUUGUGGCAGCAACAACAGUGGUAGAUGAUGAAGGGGCUGAAGAGACAGCAGUGCCACUUACAUCAGUGAGUGGUCUGGAGAACUUCAGUGUCAGCAGGGGUUAUGGUGAUGCGGUGUGGGAACAUCCAGCUACAUCUCUGGAAACUGUGACUCAGGAGCCCACUACAACGAUCCUGUUCGACAUCAGCAGCUCAAAAACAUCCUUGUCAGAAACCUCUGUGACCACCAGCCCCUCCGAUCACACUCCAUACACAGAACAAAGAGACACAACUACCUACCCAGAACAAGUAGCAACCACUGCACCGGCUCCAGACAUCAUUACUGACACAGCAUCCCAGGAAUUAGCUGAGCAAGAAAAUCUCACCCAGGGCCUUGGAGAAAAGCCCGUCCCCACUUCUGAGCCAUGCGAAGGAGAGGAUUGUCCCAAGUCCAGUAAAGGCGCUAUCAUAGCAGUAAUAGUGAUUCUUCUCUGCUUGUUACUGGUUGCAGCUGUUCUGGCAGUGUGGUUUUUCAAAAAAAGGCAGCAGAAGAAUUCUGUUUAUAAACUAAAUGGAAGGUGUCAGCCCAGACAUCACUGUUACCACCACUACCACCACCAGCACAUCGAAAUGCAGAAAGUCUAA
Molecule: messenger RNA, 1860 nt
Organism: Pyrgilauda ruficollis (rufous-necked snowfinch)
Lineage: Eukaryota; Metazoa; Chordata; Aves; Passeriformes; Passeridae
Gene: SUSD5
Product: sushi domain containing 5
Exons: 5
Coding region: 1-1860 (619 amino acids)
Biological process (GO): Notch signaling pathway; cell adhesion
Molecular function (GO): hyaluronic acid binding
Source: RefSeq, a predicted model, not a curated record